GAUAACUACCCUUUCCUCAAAGAUUAAAUUUCAAGCCUAUAUAUAUAGCGUUAUUGUCGUAAGGGUAUCUCACAUUCUCACAUUAUGGAAGGAACUUCUCGAGCUCUUUCUUAUACCAUAAGAUUCGUUGGCCUACUUGGUAGUCAUGCUCUUGGUAGCAAUCCAAGGUUCAUGGCUACAACGGUCGAUCUAGGACGGGAAUUGGUAAGACGAAAAAUCAGGCUUACUUACGGAGGAGGCAACGUUGGCCUUCAGGGAGCUGUAGCUUCAACAGUUUAUAGUAAUGGUGGUAGAGUGAGAGGUUUCAUACCAGGGUAUAUAGCAACACGACAGGUUUACGAACCUACAUACGGUGUUGAGUACACCGUUUCCAGCAAUUACUAUAAGUAUUUCGAGAUGAAUCAUAUUGUGGAAGCCUUCAUCGUACUUCCUGGAGGGAUUGACACUAUGGAAGGUUUAUUCACUUUGAUCUCAUGGGCAUCCGAAGGUUUACACAGUAAACCCAUUGGUCUUUUAAACAUUGACGGUUAUUUCAAUAACCUAAUCAAGUUUCUAGAUGAUGCGGUGAGGCAGAACUUCAUGGCUUUGAAUCAAAGGAAACUAUUCAUCUCUUCUUUCUUUGUUGAUGAGCUUUUAGACAAACUAGAGUUUGCUAAAGCUUUCCCGGGUCCAGGGGUUAGUUACGAUGAGUUUGUGAAUCCUGGAAGACUAGACUUAGAAUUGCAUCUGUAACUUUCCUCUUGUAAUCCAAGUUGUAUCUUGUGUUGCAAUGAUAUUAUCCAUAAAUAUUAUUCUAGGCUGCAUGACCAGAUCAACCAGGUAUCAUUCCUCAAUGCACCUUGACACGCCAAAACCGAAAGCGAACCCAACACAUCAUGGGCGGUCAUACGGAGGGAAACACAAUCACAGAAGUGAAGGUGAAGCCAAUAAUGAACCAGGGAACCCUGGAACAAAAUACUUUAUGGGCAGACUUAGGCUAACAGAGAAUUCUUAACCAGUCCCCGUUAGUGCACCAAACCCGAGUACUCAACAACAACCAAUGGGCCAAAACUUUCCGGAAAAGAGACAACAGAUAGUGUACCACAAGCGGUGCCAUGGCGUCAAUCGAAUGCCAACCCUUUGGUUCCCACACGAGCAGGCACACGACAGAACU
This is a messenger RNA of Cuscuta campestris, 1153 nucleotides long. Lineage: Eukaryota; Viridiplantae; Streptophyta; Magnoliopsida; Solanales; Convolvulaceae. The record is from the annotation of a GenBank genome assembly.